Messenger RNA from Closterium sp. Naga37s-1, 579 nucleotides. Lineage: Eukaryota; Viridiplantae; Streptophyta; Zygnematophyceae; Desmidiales; Closteriaceae. The record is from the annotation of a GenBank genome assembly.
AUGCGUGAUGUUCGCAGGAGCGUGGGGUGGAACUACCUGACGAGGUCGGUGCCGGCGGUAAGAGCAGCACUGCAGGUGCUGGAUCUGGAGAACAGCUGGUUCAUCGGCAAGUUCCCAUCCACCGCCAACUGGGCCUUCUUCACCGCGCGUGCCAACUGCUUCACGGACCCCACACCAUGCAAGAACAACAACAACCAGGGCAUCAUGCAGCGCCCCUCCUGUGCCAUCUGCAGCAGCGCGGACGGCACGGGCACGCUGUGCAGCAGCAACAUCCCUUACUCAUGUGCUCCCUCACGCCUCGCACUGCUGCUGCCCAUGUGCCCACCGCCCCCACCGCCCCCAUGCACAGCGUCAGCGCUGAUGAACAUCAAGAUGGCGCUGGGCGUCACCACCACCGACUGGGCGCCAACCUCCUCCUGCAUGCCUCUCGGCAGCUCGGGUGGCGGCAGCUUCAAUGGCGUUCAGUGUAACGCGCUUGGCAACCCCGUCAGGAUCUCGCUCAAGUCGAACCUCUUCAGGGCACGUCUCGACAAGUUCGCCAGCAGGAUUCUCUCGCUGCCCAACCUCGCAGUGCUGUAA